Molecule: messenger RNA, 1909 nt
Organism: Argiope bruennichi
Lineage: Eukaryota; Metazoa; Arthropoda; Arachnida; Araneae; Araneidae
Product: cytochrome P450 4C1-like
Exons: 11
Coding region: 292-1827 (511 amino acids)
Molecular function (GO): iron ion binding; heme binding; oxidoreductase activity, acting on paired donors, with incorporation or reduction of molecular oxygen
Source: RefSeq, a predicted model, not a curated record
AAGAUUUGAUGAUAACUUCUUCAUUUUUAGAGAUAAAGUGUUAUCGUCUCUAAUAAAAGACGAAAUAAUUGCGUAAAAGCAAAGAAAUAUAUUUGUUUUCAGAUUGAGAAUCUAUUUUAGAAGGUCAUCUAGAAUUUCUCAUCGAUUUUUUUAAAGGUUCAUUGUUUUUGAGAAGAAUCAAUCUAUCUGAUUUUCAAAUACAAUUUUUCUGAUGAAAGAAUUCUUUUAUAUUUUUUAGAAUUUGUGCUUAAACUAAAUGUAGAUAAAAAUAAUAGCAACCUCUUGCUAAAGAUGUUGGAAUUAGCUAUUUUAAUAGUUCUGACAAUCUUUUGUAUUCAAUUAUUUUUUCGGAAACAAGCUCGCCUUUGCCAUUUCAAAAAAUUACCAGGCUUAAGACCUCAAUUUCUCAUAGGAAAUAUUGCUUGGGUGUUAAAACUAUAUGCAAAGGCAGGAAAAUAUCAUCCAGGCGUUUAUAUAAUCGAACGAGUAUUAGGAACCAAUAUAUUGUUUCAAAAGUAUGGAUUCCACUGCUUCUGGUUUGGACCCAAUCCAGUCAUAUCCAUAUUUUCACCAGAGUUACUCGAAAUUGUCCUUAGCAGCAAUGUUUCUUUAGAAAAAUCUUUCGAGUAUAGGUUUCUAGAACGAUGGCUAGGACGUGGCCUCCUUACUAGCACGGGUCCAAAAUGGAGAGCCAGACGUAAGCUGCUGACACCAUCUUUUCAUUUCAAAAUUUUAGAAGAUUUCUUGCCAACUUUUAACGAUCAAUCUUUGAUACUUGUGAAAAAGCUUCAGUCACUCCAGCAUGAAGACUAUGUAGACAUCCAGCCGCCAGUUAUAUUAUGUACUUUAGAUAUCGUUUGUGAAACCGUAAUGGGUGCUCAAAUUGGUGCUCAAAAAGGAGAGAACAUAGAAUACGUGACAGCUAUUCACAAUUUAGCUGGCUUUUUUAACCAACGCACUAUACGUCCUUGGCUUUGGUACGACGCUUUAUUCAGCCUGACCAGCUCCGGAAGAGGAUUUGACAGAGAUCUGAAAAUUCUGCAUGGCUUUACUGAAAAGGUAAUUCGAGAAAAAAAGCAAGAACGAUUAUCUCAAAACACUUCUCCACAAAAUGAGGAAAAGGAAAAUGAGUUCCAAAGCAAAAAAAGAAAAGCAUUCAUGGAUUUAUUACUAGACUUGCACCUGGAUGGUCAACAGCUAUCUGAACAGGACAUCCAAGAAGAAGUGGACACCUUCAUGUUCGAAGGCCAUGACACUACUGCGAUGGGAAUAAUAUUCGCUCUUUACAGUAUCGGUCUUAAUCCAAAGAUACAGGAAAGAGUCCAUGAAGAACUUGAUACCGUUUUCGGGAACGAUCUUGAAAGGCACGUCACAAUGGACGAUGUCCGGAACAUGAAGUAUCUAGAAUGCGUUCUUAAGGAAUCACAGAGACUCUUUCCAUCAGUCCCAAUCAUUGGUAGAAAAUUAAAUGAAGAUAUUAAUUACAACGGAAUGUUUAUUCCAAGGGAUACUGAACUCCACUGCAACAUCAUUAGUGUGCACCGGCGAGACGACAUAUACCCCAACCCUGAAGUGUUUGAUCCAGAAAGAUUUCAGCCCGAGAAUUCAUUGGAUCGACAUCCGUAUGCUUUUAUACCAUUCUCAGCAGGUCCUCGCAACUGCAUCGGUCAGAAAUUCGCUCUUCUAGAAGAAAAAGUUGUGGUCAGCAACAUACUGAGGCAUUUCAAAGUCAUAUCUCUGGAUCCGAGAGACAAAUUUCACAUGAAGGUAGAAUUUACAUUGAGACCUGCUCAGCCUGUUAGAUUGAAAUUCAUUUCCAGAAGAUGAGUUGUCCAGUCUUCAAUUCAUAGUUACUUUCAUAUUACUUAAUUAAAUAAAAAUGUUGUGUAAUAAAAAUUUUGUAGUAUGA